Molecule: messenger RNA, 2948 nt
Organism: Anastrepha obliqua
Lineage: Eukaryota; Metazoa; Arthropoda; Insecta; Diptera; Tephritidae
Product: GPI inositol-deacylase
Exons: 17
Coding region: 39-2930 (963 amino acids)
Biological process (GO): endoplasmic reticulum to Golgi vesicle-mediated transport; GPI anchor metabolic process
Cellular component (GO): endoplasmic reticulum
Molecular function (GO): phosphatidylinositol deacylase activity
Source: RefSeq, a predicted model, not a curated record
UCUAAUUGGGCCUUUAGUUUUUAGUUUUCUGAACAGACAUGUUGAAGAAUUUUUUCGUAAUUGUUAUUAUAUUGUCGGCUGUGAGCUUUUUUUAUGGAGUUUAUAAUAUCAAUGUUGAAGUUGAACAAAAUGCCUGUCAAAUGACUUAUAUGUUUGAAAAGCCUCAAUUUUCGAGGGUUUAUUUUAGCGAUAAUGAAUAUUUUCCUCAUUACGGACUGUAUUACUACAAUGAAGGAAGAAUACCGAAGGAUGUGGAAACAAUUCAUUUGAAUGGUGCACCAGUAAUUUUUGUCCCAGGAAAUGGAGGGUCUUACAAACAAGUGCGUUCUCUGGCAUCUGUUGCAUUGAGAAAGAGGAGAGGGAAUGCAGCUGACGUUCAUUUGGAUUAUUUCACUAUUGACUUCAAGGAAGAACUUUCGGCACUUUAUGGCAACUACUUAGAAAGACAAACAAUAUAUUUAAAAGCUUGCAUAAAGGCUGUAUUAAAAAUGUAUGCGAAUAAUAAAAUAGCGGAAAGAGAAGUGGUAAUAAUCGGCCAUUCCAUGGGUGCUGUAGUAGCCUAUGCAGUCCUAAGAGACGUUGAAAUUUCGAAAUACAUAAACACAAUAAUUUCUUUGUCUGCGCCUAUAAAAAAACCUCUCAUAAUUGUUGAUAAAAAAAUUGAUGAAUUUUACAAAAAUAUAACUGAUUAUAUGUCCAAUGCGCGCUCUUCCUUUAAACCAAAUGAAAAUACAAAUUUUUGUUCAACUACAUCUAGUCGCAAUCUACUGAAUCAUCAUUUCGAUUAUACUGACUCCAUUCUAAAAAAUGUAUUGCUUAUCUCCAUUGGCGGUGGAAAUCGUGAUUUACUUGUGCAACCUGGUCUUACUAUUUCAACAUUUAGCGAUUUACAUUCUAUGACUAUGUCAAUACCUAAAGUAUGGAUUAGCUGUGACCAUUUGUCGGCAGUUUGGUGCCUUCAGCUCAUGCUUGUAAUUAACAGAUAUAUGUUUGACAUCUCUACUCGAGACGCUUACAAUUACGUGUAUUUCAUUAAAGACCGAAUACUCCGUGAACAAGUUGCAGUUAAUCACUUUGUGAAACCGAACAUAUUGCUACCUAAAGAAAUCAACAUUGAGCAGAAAGCUAAAAAUAAAACCAUUUGGAGUGAGGACUCGCGAAGAAGCUUUUCGAAAGGAUUUAGAGAAGGACCUAGAAGUAACUUUAUUCAACUGAUUCCUUUGUGGAAACACAAACACUAUCAUAAGUUAUAUGUUAAUGUACUUCACCUGGAUCAUGGCGACUUCUUGUUUGGAUGUUCGGUAAAGUCAACAAGAAAUGAAAACAUGUUCUGUAAGGAUGGAAUUUCGCUUUCUCACCAUUUUCAAACAUUACCAUCGCCUAAAAAUCAACUGCGUUCUGUGGCAAUACUUGAUAUUAACAAUUUAAGAAAUACAUAUGCCAACUGGAGCCAUAUUGGUUUAUUCGUCCAUGCAACUCGGGCGCCGACGUUUUACAGCAUAGAUAUACAUAAUCCUAAGGAGAGGCAAAUUUAUCUUAAAGUACCCCGUUGGUCGACUCUUCAAAAAACGAGUUUGGUAAAUGAAAGCGUCCAAGGCACAUUAUAUUUCAAAAUCUUUAUACAAGGUCUGGAAGAAACAUAUCCAACUAUUGAAUUGAGAGUAGAGCCAUUAACUUGUAUGGGUGAUCUGAAACCCAUUAUCAUUAAAAUGUGCAUACCCUGGGCCCCAGGAUUUACUAAAUAUCAAACCCUUCUAGACCCAUCAGCUGAUUUCUUUUAUGUAAAUGUUCCUGUCUCCAGCCCGAUUGGCUAUAAUUCAUCAAGGAAUCCUAUUUCAUUAGAAAUAUUUUUGGAUUCAUCCUGUCGAUAUCAUAUAAGUUAUAAAUUUUCCGUUGCCGGUACAAUGUCAAAAGUCGUGCAACAGUUUUAUCAAUGGAUACCGUCGCAUCUGACAGCUGUCAUGCUAAUUAUACUAAAGAAUCAAAUAUGGCACUUCGGAUGCGAAUCACACGAAUCACGAGGGUUUCAACCUUUCUAUGGCUUCUUUCAAUAUUCUUCGCUAUACAUUAUUACUGGUUGUCGUAUCCUCGGUAAACUACUAACGCGAAAUGAAAGCAUCGACACAGUUCGCGGACUUUCUUUUUAUUUGGUUAUAAUUAUUCACAGUACUGCUAUCGUAUCAUCAAUACUUGCUGUUUCCUUAAUUUGGAUUUUAACAAUUGUUAAUGCGAAUGGACUUUCGAGAAUGUUUAAUUGGUGUUUACUAAGAUUAGAACCUACAGCAAAUAAUUUGCCGGUGUUAUUUGGUACUUUCAUUAUUUCGCUGGCAAUAAAGACAUGUGGAGGACUAGCACUAGUCGUUACGUGCAUUUUAUAUUUUUGUUUGAUAUCAAACGCAUAUAGAGACCACACAGAAAAUUGGAUAUUAAAGACUGCAAUAUCACUGCACAAAAAAGCUCGGUGUGUUAAUGGUAAUCGAGGUUGUACAAGUUUAUCAUGCGAGAGGCAGAAUCAUACGAAUUUAAUCCGAUGUGAAGGAAUGAAUAACUUCUCCUUUCACCUCACAUUGUUCAUUUUGCUUUGUAUUAUGACUGCUUUGAACUUCAUGAGUCUUGUGGCUUGGAUGAAGGAUAAGAGCAUUGAAAGAUAUGGAGACGACUCAUCUCUAAUACCAUCUUUAAUCGUUAUCUCCUCGUUAAUCGUUUUGUGGCUGUUAAAAGCGCCAAGGAAAAUCUCUUCAUUCGGGAUUUGCUAUAAGGCAGUUUCUAUACUUUUGUACGUAAGUGCUUCAUCCUGCAUCAUUUACUGUCAAGAGGCAUUGUAUCAACUGAACUUCAUAAUAGUUAUUGUUUUUGUACUUCUUGGCGCUCAAGAACUAUUAGGCCAAGGUUGGGAAUAUUUUGUAUUGAACACAAGAAAAAACAAAUAAAAUGUAUUAUAAUAAAAA